Molecule: messenger RNA, 1497 nt
Organism: Lucilia cuprina (Australian sheep blowfly)
Lineage: Eukaryota; Metazoa; Arthropoda; Insecta; Diptera; Calliphoridae
Product: lipase member H-A
Exons: 7
Coding region: 348-1382 (344 amino acids)
Molecular function (GO): lipase activity
Source: RefSeq, a predicted model, not a curated record
GUUGUCCUGUCCAGCCAACAACUUUUUUGUUAUGGAAAUUGUCUUUACCGCCAUCGUGAUCUUGUAACUUAAGCUGAAACAUUCACUACAUCCAAUAGUGGUACAACUUGAUACGCAAGAAUUAAGAAAAGCGCAACAAAUUUAAACAAACGCUUCUUUUCUUUAGCAUGUGCCACUUUGAUAUUAAAAAGAAAAUUAUGUCAGAAUUAGUCGUGUUCUAACUGCGGUCAGCAAACAGACAAGAGCAAAAAGAAAAGUGUAUACUUUUCACACAGAUAACGUGAAAGCGAGUUUUGUGUGUUUUUAUAAAGAAAAUAAAACAAAAGAUAAUAAUUUAAUAUUCGAAAAUGUUGUUAUUAAUGUUUUGUUUAUAUUGUUUUAGUGUAAAAGCACAAUUAUAUGAAUGGAAUAGACAGGAUCUCAAUUUAUUCGUACAACGUCACAUUAAUAUUGCGCCAGUUAUUAAUUGUCAACUAUUGAGAACAGAUUUUUGUCCACAUAAAUUUUUAACAUUUCAUUUGUAUACAAAGAAAUCGUCACGCCAUGGUAUUGCAUUGAAUAUACACAAUCCAUUGUCAUUAUAUCAAGGUGGUUUCAGUAAACAUCGCGAGACAGUUUUCAUAGUCCAUGGUUUUAAUGGCACUGCCAUCGAUAGGCAUUUGCAGUUUUUAAGGGAUGCGUAUCUAUCUAGAGAUUUUAAUGUCAUCACAGUAGAUUGGAGGCCAUUGACGCAGUAUCCCUGUUAUUUGAGUGCUUUAAUAAAUACCCGAUUGACAGCACAAUGUACGGCCCAGAUAUAUUCAUUUCUUACACAUCAUGGUGCCGCUCGAGAAAAAAUCACUUGUGUUGGUCAUUCAUUAGGUGCCCACAUCUGUGGCAUGGUGAGCAAUCACUUAAGUGUUAAACAAUACAGAAUUAUUGGUCUAGAUCCAGCCAGACCCUUAAUCGAGCGUAAAAAACCCAAUCGUUUUCGUUUAUCAAUGGAUGAUGCCAAUGUUAUACAAAUCUUACAUACAAAUGCUGGAUUUCUGGGUUUAGAAGAUAAUACGGGACAUUUGAAUUACUGUUUAAAUGGUGGAAGACUACAGCCCUAUUGUAAAGGAAAUCCUAUAAGACGUGCUAGAUGUUCCCAUUUCUUAAGUAUAUGUUAUCUGGCUUCAGCCACAUUUAAACACAAAAAAUACUUGGGUGUACCUUGUCCAAAUGGUUGUGUAGAUAUCACUGGUCCCAAAAGACUGCCCAUAACCAAGAAUAAUCCAUUUGAAUUGGUUGCGCAAAUUAAAGAGUAUUAUAUGGGCAAUGAUGCCCCCGAUAACGCUAGAGGUUGUUAUUGUUUGGACGUACCCUAUGUUCGACAUUGUCCAUUUACUGAUGUAACGUAAGAAAGAACAUAGUUUUUAUUUUUAGUUUUAAUUUUAUUGUAAUUUUGUUACUUUUAACCAAUUAGUUGUAUUAUUACUUAAUUUAAUUUAUUAUAAUUUAAAUAGUCUGAUUGUU